AUGAGACUUCGCGGCGCCUCGCUCUGCACGUCCCUCUUCGCCCUCGCUUGGCUUGCCUGUCUGAUCUGCCCCGUGAAUUCAAUGAAGGUGACCGACGCACCUUCCUGGAGUGACAGCAAGCUCGAUGAUCAAAACAAAGACAACACUUGGACGAAUGUGCAAGAAAUUGGGGCGCCAAAAUCUGACCCCUCUACGCCUGUCUCUUCCUUGGCGUUCCACGACAGGCCCAGAUCUCGCGCCGGAUUUCGCAGGGCACUUGUUGCCAACAAACGCGGGGUGUCAGGACAUCAACUAAGUCCACCCUUCAGCGGCUCGGCCGAGGGAGUGGCCAAAUCGACGUCAGAUUUCCGCAACUAUCCAGCCGAGAAUGAGUUCAUGGGGCGAGACUGGGAAAAGCGCCUUGUCGAUGAGCAGACUGAGGAGCCACCGUCCAAGCGAUCAGGCGAAAAAAGUGUAGACGAGGAGUUCAAAGAGAAAGCAGCAGGUUUUGAUGUCCUUGGCCCUGCUCUCGCGGUACGCAAUGCUACCGGUGACAAGUCUAAGAGCAACGAGGUGAUAAGGAAGAAUUAUCUUUUAGGCCAACUGCUGAAAGAGGAAGUGACAAAGAUUAAUGCGGAAGAGAAAGCCGCAAACGAAGAGCGCAAGACUCGCAGCACCGCAAGUUUGGAGGGUCCUACAACUUCAUCUGACGCAGAAGGCAGCUCGACCUCAUCGGUGACGAGGGGCAGCAGGGACAGAAGGAAGAAGAAGCAGGGCAGCAAGGGCAAAGACAAAUUUAAAUGA
Molecule: messenger RNA, 783 nt
Organism: Acaromyces ingoldii
Lineage: Eukaryota; Fungi; Basidiomycota; Exobasidiomycetes; Exobasidiales; Cryptobasidiaceae
Exons: 1
Coding region: 1-783 (260 amino acids)
Source: RefSeq, a predicted model, not a curated record